Messenger RNA from Lactuca saligna, 1176 nucleotides. Lineage: Eukaryota; Viridiplantae; Streptophyta; Magnoliopsida; Asterales; Asteraceae. The record is from the annotation of a GenBank genome assembly.
AUGCCCUUCUUUAGUGAUUUCAGGAUCCAUGUUCGUUAUCCAAGCAAUAUAGAUUUGUCACCAUCAGAGAGUUCCAUGAAUUCUUCUCUCAAACUUGGAAGUGGUUCUACUUCUACCAGACAGAAUUAUGCAGGAAAACAUCCCUAUUUACAGAAUCACAUGCCUACCCAAGGUCCUGGGGGUGGUCUGCUUUCACAAAACCAGAGGACAGCAGUUCCUCAAGUAUCUUGGGUUAGUAGUGGUCAAGGUGUAACAGAUCUCCCAUUCCCAAAAAGGCUGGGAGUUGAGUUUAAUGGGAGAGAUAGCCCUCAAUCUGCUGAGAGAAAAAUAAGCUUGCAGACAACUAGUGCAGGUCAAAGUCAAACACAUCAGUAUCCAGAUAAUGUUGUUCGACCUUCUAUUGCACCUGUCAGUUAUCCGAUGAAUCCUCAAGGUCCCCUUUUCAGUCAUGGCCAAUCUCAAAUGGUUCAGCUUCCUAACAAUCCUAGAGGACAAGAUCCUACAACUUCUGUUGAUGGUCUCUCUAAUAAUUCUGAGUAUUAUGCGAGACCAUAUCACAAGAGAAGUGCAGUGGCCCCACCUUCAAGCACCCAUUGGGUUCAACGCCAUAAGAUGUCACAUCCAACAACUACUCAUCAUUCAAUGCCAAUCCGAUUCCCCACAAAACCAGCUGCUUCUGUAACAGCCAAUCUUGCUCAUCCUUCCAUACCAAUCUACCAAUCACAAUCACAGACUCAACAACCUGCUCCUAGUCCUACAGUCUCUCAUAUUACAUGGAAAGAUCCUGAGACAAGUCCUCCUGAAUUGACAAAAUAUAAAUGCUUGCUAUGCAAGAGGGAUCUUUCAUUAACAUCAGAAGGUGCAGUAUACCAGCCUACAACACCACCAGUAGUUGCUGUUCUUCCUUGUGGCCAUACUUUUCAUGAUCAAUGUUUGCAAAAAAUCACUCCUCAAGACCAAGCAAAAGAUCCGCCUUGCAUUCCUUGCGCCAUUGGUGAAAAUUAGGUCCCAUCUCUAUUCUCUAACCCUACUUUUUAUGGGUCCUUAUAUAAAUAUAUACAUAUUAAACGUAUAGAUAGAUGAUGAUAUUUGAGAUCAAUUGGAUGAUUUUUGUUCUAAUCACAUAACUCAAAACUCUGCUAAACUGGUAGAGAACUGAAAAGAUUUGAUUUAGAC